Sebastes umbrosus (honeycomb rockfish) is the source of this 1888-nucleotide messenger RNA. RefSeq names its product trichohyalin-like. The record is from RefSeq and is a predicted model, not a curated record. The transcript has 4 exons. NCBI's taxonomy places the organism in Eukaryota, Metazoa, Chordata, Actinopteri, Perciformes, Sebastidae. The coding region runs from base 145 to 1737 and encodes 530 amino acids.
AUAGUGCAAUACACUGCACGAUGUUCUGCUCUGUAUUUGACAUCAUAAUGGAACACGUAUUAAUUUACUGAACCACAGAACUCCUGGUUCAUAUCCACAACAGCCAUUUGAGAGUUUUUCCAGCGUCAGAGAGUCAUUGAGACAAUGUUCUUUCGAAAGCACAAAUCCUCUGUACAACCAGGGGCUCCAGUAGAGAUGUGCUCUUCUCAGAAGACGCGCAAACGAAGGGGUGAGAGACCUUCGUCUCGUGGAGACACCAAACCUUCGACCACCACGAAGGAGCGAAGACCAAGGGGUGAGAGCCGCUGGUCUUUCGCAAACACCGUUGCUUCCACCACCAGGAAGUACCAGAAGCAAAGGUCUGUGAGACCUUUGUCUUGUGGAGACACCGACCAGAUGUACUGCCUAAGGGGUGAGAGCCCUUCGUCUUCCUCCACCGAAGAUAACAUGCCUUGUUUCUCAAGGAGGCAGUAUGGAAGAAGGGGUGAGAGCCCUUCUCCACCUUCUUCUGAAGGCAGCAAGCACUCUGCUGGAAGGAGGCAGUAUGGACGAAGGGGUGAGAACUCUUCUCCAUCUGCACUCCAAAAGGUGAUCUUUCAGCCACCUCCAGAAAUCCUCCCUGAAUCCUAUAUUGAAAGACCUCUCUCUGCUCUGGACAAGGACCAAGAAAGAGAGGAGGAGGAGUUGGCAUUCAGGAGAAGAGCCGAGGGAGUUAAUUUUGCCUGGGGACUGACCACAAAGUCCAGAGAAAAAUGGGCAAGAAAAAAAGUGGAGAAGUUGGAAAGAGCGAAGGAGCAAUACCUUCAGAAAAGGAUAGAAAAGGCAAGGAAUAAGGUGAUAACAAAAGAGGAGAAGGCUCAGAGAAAAAUAAAGAAAAAGGAGGAGACACAGCAACGCAAGCUGGAGAGAGAGAGACGAUUACAGGAGGCAGAAGAGAAAGAAAAACAGGAGCUGGCUGGGAGAAAGAGGUGGAAGAUAAACAAGAGAAUCUCCAUUAUCUGGGGAAGAAAAAAGAAAGACCCAGCAAUAAAGGAGAGAGAAAGACAGAAGAAGGAGGAGAGAGAGAGACGCAAGAUGGAGAAGAAAGAGAGAGACAGACAGGUGAAUGAGGAGAUAAAAAGAUGGCAUAGUGUGGCCAAAGAGAAGAGAGAGAAACGGAUGAGGGGGCAAAUGGAGAGAAAAAGACAGAGGAAGAAGGUGAGGGAGGAAAAGGAGAGACAAAAGAAAGAGAAGAUGCAGAGGGAAAGACAGAUAAGGAAGAUGAAGGAGGAAUGGAAGUUGAGGAAAGAGAGACAGAAGGCAGCUGAAAGACAGCUGAAGGAGGAGAAAAAGAGACAGAAGAGGGAGAGAGGUACACACAAGGUGGUCAAGAAGAAGAAGGGAAAAGAAAAGAAGAGAAGAGAAAAGGAGUGGAAGACUGAGAGUGAUAAAGUGAAGGAUAGUUGGCUUUCCAGUCUGCAGAUGUGGUGGCAUGGUAUCGAGAGAGACCAUCUCGAUGCCCUCCACAGAUACAACGUUGUGAAAGAGCAGAACCUACGUCGUGGUAACCUCAAACCACAGGCGUACGACAUAAACAAGCUGCUCAUAGAAAGAAGGAAUCUGGAAAUAGACCAACGCCGACUAGUCUGGAACGUGAAGAGGCUGGAAGAGGAACAAAGACUGAGGAGACAGAGGACGUUAAGGAAGAUGGGCAUAUUCACAAUAGAUGACUUGCCCAUACGUCCUCUUGUACAGUGACAUUCUCACAGAACCUCCUCACUCUCUCAUGAAGCUCCUCUCAAACAUUAACUCAAGCCUUCCUCCAACACUGGUGUCCACCGCCAGUUUCUCUCACCAAAAACCUCUCCUUCAUGCCCUCAACCUCCUUCAACGUAUACAAACAAGUCUC